This is a messenger RNA of Exophiala spinifera, 390 nucleotides long. RefSeq lists its product as uncharacterized. The transcript has a single exon. The record is from RefSeq and is a predicted model, not a curated record. Lineage: Eukaryota; Fungi; Ascomycota; Eurotiomycetes; Chaetothyriales; Herpotrichiellaceae. Bases 1 to 390 code for a protein of 129 amino acids.
AUGUUGGCGAUCGUUGGGAUUGUUAUCCUUUACAUGCUGUGGCAUGUGAUUACCUUCACCUGUCAGAUGCAACUCAGCAAGCAAGAGUCUCUAUUCUUCCAGUGCUUCUACUGGAGUUUGACUCUGCCCGCAACUGCUCGUCUCAUAUACGGGCUCAGCGGCUGCGCAAGAUACUACGUCUACGUUUAUCGCCCUCGCUGGCUGCCGCGAGAGACACCGCUCCGAGAGCAGGCAUUUCAGGCCUGCGCCAUAGCGUUGGCCGUGACGAUGAAGCUUUUGGCUGUUGUUUUUGUAGGAUUCCUGGUUAAGAUAUUGGUGUAUGACAACUUGAUGAAGCUAGCGGUCACGAUCUUCCGUGUCAAGGACGAAUACAGUCAUGUCUUUGGAUAG